Molecule: messenger RNA, 2736 nt
Organism: Brienomyrus brachyistius
Lineage: Eukaryota; Metazoa; Chordata; Actinopteri; Osteoglossiformes; Mormyridae
Exons: 7
Coding region: 889-2736 (615 amino acids)
Source: RefSeq, a predicted model, not a curated record
CGUACGGUGUGUCUGGUGUUGCGGUACCGCGGUAAGGUCCCGGGCUUUGGAGAAUCAGCAAAGGACUUAGAACGCUGUGUCUGGUGCGGUACUGCGGUAAGGUCCCCACGGCCUUGGAUAAUCCGCGGAGAGAGCGAUGCCGGAGAGCUGAGAGCCGUGCUGCUGCGCGAGUCUGUUAGAAACUCUGAGAGACUCUGGGAGAAAAUGAUAAAGUUGGAGCAAAGAAUGAGAGGAGGAGGAGGAGGAGGAGGCGGAGGGUCUGACGUGCAAUAAAACCGCCCGCAUAGUUUUCCUCCUUUGGUAAAGAAGGUAGUCCAAUAAAAGCGCUUGGCGGUUUUAUUGAACGUGUAUGUGUUUUUUUCCUCACGCAAGAGUGUGUAUUACAUCAGCGUAGGCCAAGUGUAUGGGGCCGCACUUUUGUACACCCCCGCUAGGUGAUCCGCGUGGCCCACACAUCAAGUUGGGUACGUUGGCUCCCAGUAAAAUUCCGCCUUUCAUGUAUGACCGUUAUCUGCACAAGUACAUAUAUGGGUUAAAAGAGAAACGAGGCGCCGAUCAUAAAAACCAUCCGCAGAUUUUUUUUAAUUAUUAGGUCCAGCUGGGGGUUUUCCUCUUUUGGUAAAGAAGGUAUCAUCAUCAUCAACCCCUAGAGCCGCAAGUUUCAUAAUUGUCUUACCCUAUGUGCAACGCUUGCAUAGUUUUCCUCUUUUGGUAAAAGAAGCUAGUCCAAGAAAACCGCCAAGCGGUUUUAUCACCAUCGAGCCCUAGAGGCGCAAGUUUCAUCAAUACCUUACCCUACGUGCCAGCCAAAGAGGCACAAGUUUCAUCGAGGCCUUACCCGAGAGACUGCGCUGACCGAAAAUCUACAAGAGACCUGAAUCAGCAGGUAUGGACGGGGCAACAGCACCACCGGCUAUACCUGAAGCCUUAUUAAAUGAAAUAGACAUUAUCAACAACGCUAAUAAUAAUGAAAACGAUGCGGAUUACUCUGCUCAAGACGACUCGCCACCCGCGGCGUCUGAUGAAACAGUGGUCCAAGAGCCCUGUUUUCUCCCAUCCCUAGAGACAUUGAGAAGCAUGUUAAAUGAAAGGGGCUCUGAAGCAGAAGGGGGGCUCCCCCCCAGCGACGAGGUCGCAUGGUCCCCCGCGGAUUCUGAAUUGUGGGAGGCCUUGUCAGACGUGGAAUUUCUUCUCGAUGCUGAGGAGAUUGAAAAUGAAUUGGGGUUGGGACAAUUUGAAAAUGUUGAACAGGAAGGUGGCGGUGGUAUCGGUGACGUGGACCCCCAGCCUGACGGGGUCGUUCAUCGGCGCAGAUUCAAUAACGUACAGAUUAGACGGAUUCUAAAUAUCCCACGACCUAGAAACGAAGGCAAUUUCCGCGAGUACUACGAAAAUGUAAUCGAGGGGUUUCAAAAUAUUGUGAAUGAGGCGAUACCUUACGCCGCAUGGGGAGCUUAUAUACAGGUCACCCUGCGCGCUGACUUUUUAAACGACGAGCUGUCGCAAAUUGUACGGUAUGGGGUGGGGGAGCUGACAGACUUACAGCAACUGCUGGAUCGCCUGGUACAGUCUAAUCAAGAGAUUUUAAACGAUUCCAACCUAGAAGUAAUCGUAGACGUAAUAAAUAUCCCACGCGGCGGUGGGAACAAACGUAAACUACAGACCAUGUUAGCUUCAGAAAUAAUUUCUAAAAAAGCCAAACACAUGUUUAUCAUUAAUAACGACACUAACGCGUGUUUCGCCAUAAACUUGGCACAUCUGCUGCACGAAAACUUGGCUGACGCCGAGGCUGAAAAGCUCGGCCUGGAGUUACAGGAGAAAGCGGGAUUCAACCCCGACCACACAGUCGCUUUGAAUGACAUUAUCAAUUUCGAGAAAAUCAUUGAUUGUAAAGCAGUGGUGUAUUAUCAACAACCUUAUUCAAACAAUCUCCAAAUUUACCAGACACCCACACCUACCGACGGUAGACGACUGGUGUAUUUCUUUUUACACAAUCAGCAUUUUUACGGCAUUAAAACCGUAAAGGGGUUCUUAGGGGUGGGCUACGUUUGCACGAGCUGUUUCAAAGGGUUCGACUCGCCUCACAGUCAUCGCUGUGAAAAGUUCUGUAGCGUCUAUCAGAACGAGACAAUGACCGCCGAGGGGCCCGACUGCACGCUACAGUUUCUCAGACAUUUCAGGGUGCCCUUCUAUAGAGGCGUCUGUUUCAUUAGUCACUACGGAAAGGCAUUCGAUAAUUACAUCAUACUGAACGCGAUGGUGAAGGAAGGCGUGGAACCACGUGUGGUACAGCGUUUCCUGUCAGACUUUGAGCCCCCGGAGCCCCUAAGGCCGCGAGAAGCGCUGUUUGGGGGUCGGACGUCGGCGAUUCGCCUGCGUUACGACGUCACGGGGCAAGAGCGCGUCCGCUACGUGGAUUUCACGUCGCUGUACCCGACGUGCGCGAUCGAGAACAGACAGGAGGGGUCGUGCGGGCAUUCCAACGCCGAGCGGGAGCUAACAGGCGUCUGGAUCUCCGCGGAGCUCAAUCUGGCUUUAGACAGGGGCUAUUCGGUCGUGAAGGUGCACGAACAGCAGGCUUCGGGCUACCCCGACGACGCGACCGAUGACGAGGGUCGCAGGGAGUAUAUAAACAACUAUCUCGAGCGUGAGGGGAUCGAAUUGGAGCCUGAUAAGAUAGUGUCUAACGAGGGGAAGAGGCAGGUCUUCCUACAAAGUGCCGCCGGGAAAGACUAA